This is a messenger RNA of Lycium barbarum (goji berry), 894 nucleotides long. RefSeq lists its product as uncharacterized. Gene Ontology annotation, molecular function: zinc ion binding. The record is from RefSeq and is a predicted model, not a curated record. Bases 1 to 894 code for a protein of 297 amino acids. NCBI's taxonomy places the organism in Eukaryota, Viridiplantae, Streptophyta, Magnoliopsida, Solanales, Solanaceae. The transcript has a single exon.
AUGAAGCAUCUUUUUGAAAACCUCCGAAAGAAUUUCCAAUGUGGAGAUUCUCUUCAUGCAUACUUUAAUGAAAUAAAGGCAUAUGGUUACGAGGAGUUUGAUGAACCUUUUCAGCAAUUCAAGGAUAAAAUCCCUGAAGCAGCUCAGUGCCUUGAGUUUGAGAUUGGAUUUGAAAAGUGGAGCAGGGCACAUUUUCCAGCCAACAGGUACGAUGUUCUCACCACAAACAUUGUCGAGUCGCUUAACUCAAUGUUGACGGAUGAAAGAGAGUACCUCGUGUCUGCCAUAUUCACUUCCAUUUCUAGGAGGUUUGCUGAAAUAUUCAGGGAGAGACGUAUAGAUAUCGGUGAUUCAAAUAAUAUAGUUGUGCCUUCGACUGAAAUAACGUUAAGGGAAAAGAUGACUCAGGGCGAUUCCUUGUUUGUCGGUAAUAUAAAUGGGGAUGCCGACGAGUUCACCGUUAUCGGCAGUGGCAGAACUGCCAAAGUCAAUCUACUAAACAAAACAUGUUCUUGUAGAGAGUAUGAUUUGGUGAAAUUACCGUGUGCUCAAGUCAUGGUAGCUUUGAGAUUAAAGUAUGGAAAUGGAUAUGGUUCAAGCAUCUACAAGUAUUCUUCACCGAUGUAUAAAGUUCAAUCUUAUAUCCUUGCAUUUGCUGAAACUAUCAAUGUAGUCCCUUCAGAGUCUGAAUGGGUUGUGCCCGAGGAGCAUGUAAAGAUGUACAUUGCUCCACCUCCUUAUGAGCCCAAACUUGGAAGAAAGGGAAUAAAGCGUAUCCCUGGUCUCGUGGAAUCUUUUAAGCCCAAAGGACGUGUAAAAAGGAGGAGAAACAAGUUCUCACUUUGCAAGGGAAGCGGCCGCAAGAGAACAACGUGCCGAAAUAGAGAGGGAUGA